AAAGCAUUACCGUAUGCAUAGUCGCGAGAGGGCUGUGAUUGGCUGUAUAUACGUGUGUGACCUUGAGUUUAUUGAAAUGACGGUUAUUGUUUUUCUACUUGACAACAGCGCAGCUAUGAACCAGCGCACUUUUCAAGGUACUACGUUACUGGACAUAGCUAAAUCUGCUAUUGAGAUUUUCUUCAAAAUAAGAAUGAGCAAAUCAAGAGUAGAUCGGUAUUUUGUGCUUACUCUUAAUUCUGAUAUAAGUUACGUCAAACUUACGGGUUGGAAACAGAAUGUCGACCUUCAGUUACUUCAUUCUGCCUUAAAUAAUGUUAAACCGGAUGGUCAGAUUGAUCUGUCGACAGGUAUUCAACGGACAUUCCGAAUGUUGAAUAUCAAUCGAUUGCAACUGGGAUUGGAAAACUAUGGGAUGGGAAUUUAUCCGUCAUGUAUUGAGCCUUCUGUGAUAAUAUGUAUAACUGGUAGCAUCGGCUCAUACAGUUUCCAUGAUCAAAUGUUCAAUGAUGCAUCUAUGACUUCCAUAGAAUCCAAUGUUCUCGGGACUGUUCUGACAAAAGAUUCUUUUCGUUGGGAUUACCGUAUGUACUCCUUAGUACUGCGUUUCCCUGCUUUUGUCAAUAACAUACAUGGUGGUAACUCCAUAAGAUCAGAAAUAAACUCACCGCUUAAAAGGCUUGCGGAAAAAACUGGAGGAGAGAAUUUCGAUAUAUACGACGGUCGAGAACUCCAUCAAUGCCUCGAUUCCCUUGUCACAAAAUGCCAAUCUGGUGUGGUUUUAAAAUUACGAAGAUCUACUGAGUGCGUUGAUGACGAUAAUCAAGAGAAGUUUGUAAAGCAAUUAGUGUUAGUCAAGUUAAUGGGAAGAGCAUCUUCUUGGCCUAUCCCAGAACAAUUUUGGCCGAAUGAUGAAAUGCUAGCAUCACAACUGCCACCUAGAAGUGCACAUCCUGAAGUCCUAGUAUCUAAAGUUCCUGUGGCUGAACCUGACUUACCUGAAUAUUUCCCUGUCGACCGUUACGAGUUGACACCAUCAAAUCUUACUAAAGAGUUUCUAAAUUCGUCGGAGCAGAAUAUGGUAUGGCGAUGUUUCAGCUAUGGUAUCAGGAAAAGCCAGAAAGCACCGUUCGGUUAUUUAAAAGCAUCAAAUGAUCUCCAGACAGUGCACUUACAUAUACUUCCUUACAAUUAUCCUGUAUUUUUCCAGCUACUUGGUGAUAUAUGUGAUCAUAAGCGUAUGACGGAAGCCUGGGGUCAUCAGUUUGUGAAUUACCUGGGAACUAUACCGAAAUAUUAUUUCAUGCCUCUAGCGAAGGCGUUUGAACGAAUAGGAUUUGCUGGGAUGAUUAAGCCUGAAGCCAUUGAUCGUGCACUUCCUUAUCAGUUGAAACAUUCUUUGCAAAAGCUUCGACAUUCAGCUAAAAUUGAAUACGAUAACUUCGUGCGUAUGACACAAGGCGACAACCCAGUAAACGUAACUGUUAAUUUGCCUUCAGCUCUAUUGCCUUUGCCUUUGUGGCCGUUACGAGAAUUUAAGUCGAUGUACAUUAAAUCUAAGCGUCCUCAUUUAAAUUCUCUCCUUCGACCUAGCAAUAUACCUCGAUGCAGGUUGCGCGUGGUCUUGGGAAAAAUGAGGCAUGAUCUUGAUAACCUCCUAAACGGUACAUCUAACAUACGAACAGUCGAUUCGAUUCAUCAACAACCAGUUGCCUUAAUGGGUGAUUACGUCAACUACAGAAAUUCUCGGGAGGUCGAAACACCCUUGAGGGAGAUAAAUCCAACUCCAGAACGAUCGGAUACAUUUGGAAACCCUUUCCGUCGGAAGUCCACGUCCUUUGUUGCAGAUGAAGGUUUUGUUGAUGAGAUGGAUUCACUACAGGUUAAUUGUAAUCCAAAUGCAGUUCUGCUUAAUUGUGGGCGGAAAAAAUCUACACAGGUCACCAAAAAUCCCCAAGCAAGAGUCAAAGGCCCUCUACCUUCGUACAUCAAUCACCUGAAUUGGCGAUUUUUCUCGCCAAAAUCUUCUCCGGUGUCAUCGCCUAGAUCUGAUAAUAUUUCUGAUGAUGAAACACUGAACGGGAUUUCGUUUCCCACAUAUGUUGACAAUUCUCCAUCACUUAAACAUUCAAGGCUUACUAAACAAACAACUACUAAAAAAAUAAAUGUUAUUGAUACUAAGAAAACGUCCUCAUUGGAAAGCUUUAAACUAAACAAAGAAAUCAUGUUCGAAUUAAUUAAUAUAAUUCGACAACCUUAUACUGGUAAGUCUGUAUGUACGAGGACUUUAAUUUAUUUCGUUCCCAUGAUCUAACUGUUGGUUUUUUUUAACUUUGUAGAUUCAGUACUUUUAUUCGACCGCAUAAAUGAACUCACUGGUUCAAUAGGACAAAGGGAAGCUGUGGUUUCGAUGUUGAUGUCAGAAGCGUUGAGGUUCAAGAGAUCAUGUUUGUAUUUUUUACUGAGUGAUUGGCGAACAUGGUUGUUGCAAAGUGAGAAUUCGAAGGAUCGUAAUAUUUUGCGAAAAUCAAAUCAAGUCACUGCUAAAAUAAACCAUAUUCAUCUUAAUGGAUGGUCCUGAUCAAAUUAAUUUGCUUAUAGGAUCUACUCAAUUUAUUCUGUAUAAAUCUCUUACAUAGUUACCACUUUCAGAUGUAAAUAACUGAGGGUUUCUCAUAGUUCCUGUACACGAUGUAUAAUUUUUGCACAUAUACUCUGAGAAAAGGCCCUAUUUUCAUAAUCUUAGCCUUUUGCUCGCUAGUUUGUACACUAUUUAAAUACAACAAAAUUACUAACAGUUCAUAAUUUUGAGGUUUAAUCUCUUGGUUUCAUCACUCAUGUUCUGUUCAACAUUAGUUUCAGGUUGGUUGGAGAAUAAAUGGUCCUUACAUUUGAUGGACAGAGAUAUGAUUGCGAGAAGUCGUCGAUAUACAUAUUUUCUCAAUGGUUCUCUACAAACCCAUUCAUUAGGAGUAUCGCAGAAGAUUUCAAAGGAAGACAUUUAAUGCACGUUGAGGAUUGCAUUUCUUCAGUUUAUGUCCAUCAAGGUGAGAUGGCAACUAUACCAUUAAUAGCUUCCAGUGUACCUGCAAACAGCAUCAUCCCAGAAUACAUAUGUUCUGAUGACGCAACUUCCUGUUAUAUUGUCAUAUUGCGUAGUCCAGUUGGCUGCUCGAUUGGACAUUUGGAUAAUCCAUUGCGUGUCAGGUCAUUUUUCAGAGAUUCUGAACGUUUCCUUUUUUCAAAAGGAAGUGUUAACGUUACAGUUCACAUGGUUGGGGGGUUUCCAGAUCCACAAAAUAUAUCACAUUCUAUAUUAGUUGAAAUACUGUCAUUAGUCGUGUGUAAUGAUCAUAACUACGAACUUGGGGUAUGUUGUUUUGGGGAAAAUAAUAUCCUUAGUUCUGGUGGCAACACGUCGCAACCUGCUGUUUUGGGUGUUAUCUUCGAUAUCAAAAAAGAUCAAGUAAACCCGGCUCGUAUAAGUUGGAAGGCUCGCGGACCUGUUCCUGUACUGAGACUUUUACGUCUAAACUGUUUAUACCCAGAUGGAAUAACAAACGUAUUCAACCCAGAAAAGUGCAUUCUAUUCAUAGACUCUUUCACGUACGUUCGUCCAGCUUUUAUAAAUACUCAAAUAACAUAUGAAGAAAUGCGAGCCCAUUCUACAACGCCUGAGCAAGAGCCUGCAACAUACUUUGAAGGCCAGAUUGCGGUACAUCGCCUAACGCUUCACUGCCCUAACUCACUAAGCUGGUUUAAAUCUGGUCCACUAACCUUCCGAUGUGUUCUGGAUCCAAACAAACCAUGGGUUCCCUUAAAUAAAGCUUCUGCAAUUGCAUCAGAAGACCCCUUAACAAACGUUUAAAUAUAACCCAACUAUAAUGUACCGGUGACUUCUUGUUUUUCGAAUGC
Molecule: messenger RNA, 3915 nt
Organism: Schistosoma turkestanicum
Lineage: Eukaryota; Metazoa; Platyhelminthes; Trematoda; Strigeidida; Schistosomatidae
Source: the annotation of a GenBank genome assembly